This is a messenger RNA of Ostrinia furnacalis (Asian corn borer), 10427 nucleotides long. RefSeq lists its product as uncharacterized. Lineage: Eukaryota; Metazoa; Arthropoda; Insecta; Lepidoptera; Crambidae. Gene Ontology annotation, molecular function: protein binding. Gene Ontology annotation, biological process: transcription by RNA polymerase III. Gene Ontology annotation, cellular component: transcription factor TFIIIC complex. Bases 302 to 8599 code for a protein of 2765 amino acids. The record is from RefSeq and is a predicted model, not a curated record. The transcript is spliced from 35 exons.
UAUGUCAAAAAAGAAGUGAGUGAAAAAUUGUAAGCGCAGGGUACAUUCUAACCUAAAAAGUGGAAUAAAAUAAAACGAAAUAACUUUAGCUCGCUGAAAAAGCGUUAUUAAAUACUUUUUUCAACAAGUUUAGUGUAUUAUGUCUUUUCAAGAUCAGUCUUCCUUUGGUUUUGCUUAAAAUUAUGGUAAACAAUGCUCGGGCCAUGUUUCCGACAUUUUAAUGUCGCUCCCGAUUUUUAAAGGGAAAUUUGCAACAAACUAAACUUUCUAUUAUGUUAUUCAAUGUUACUAUCAUUUAAACAUGGACACCCAAAUUGACCUAAAGCACAAAAGUGCAAGUGGCAAACCAAAAUCAAAAAAUACUGAAGCAGAAGUUUUUGUGUUGCCACCAAAUCUUUUAGAAAAGUUGGGGAUUCAACUAGACAAGCUUCAGUCUAUAGAAAACUCAACUGAGUCAAAUGUUGAGAUAGGUGUAGCUGGAAACAAAAGUGGAGGAAUAAUUGAGAGUUUAGAUAAAACUUGUAACUUAAAUACUGACAGUACUUGUAAAGAACAUCAAUCAUCAAUUUUGGAGACUGCAAGUUUAAUGAAAGAAUGUGUUUUCCUCAGUCCAACCUUUGUGCCUACAAUAGCUAAUACGAUUGCUGGUGAAGUGGAGAUAGCUAAAGGUAGUAAUGAUAAUGGACCAGGGAAUAUCGAAAGUUCUUCAGUGCCUUUGAGCUUAGAAACAAGUUCUAUUGAUGAAUUGGAAUCUGUUAAUACAGUUCAAAAUAAUUUAACAAAUAAUAUUCAAGUAGCAAUGUGUAAUAAUUCGGAAUACAGUAAAAUACCGAUUGUUGGAGAAUACAUGGCAACUGAUAACACAUAUCUGUCUCAUAAUGUCAACACAGAAUCGGAAGACAUUAUUGUGAUGCCAAAAGAAAACACGCAAAACAUGAAAAAGAAAAUUAAUAUUGUACAAGUUGAAGUAAUUAAACCAGGAAAGGGAAGUACUGUAUUAAAAUUUGAUGACAAUAAUGUUCUUACUUCAGUAACAGUUGAUACAUUAAUACCAAUAUCAAAGGAAAUAAGUUCAUAUCAAUUGGAUGCAUGUGGAAAUAACCAAGAAAAUAAAAUAGGAAACAUUUGUAUGGAGUUUGAAAACUAUGAAUCAAAUCAUAAUUACGUCAAGAAUAAGGACAAUACCGAUUUUAUACAAUUCUCGAGUAUCCCAACUUGUAGUUAUCAGGAUAAUGGUUGUGAGGCUACAAUAUUGCAAAAGAAAGAAAAUAAUGAAAUUGAAUGUAAAAUAAACAGUUUUGACAUUCCCACCUCAACAAAAUUUGCUGCAGAAAAAAUUGAAUGUCCAGAAAGGAAACCAAAUGAUGGUUUAGACACAGAAAUAAUUUCAAACACAACUAAAAAUAGUCAAGAUAACAAUUCUCAAGAUUGUUCUGUCUUGGAAAAACUUAAUUUGUCUCCUAAGGUUGUUGAUAAUCACCAAGAUACCAAAAUUAUCAACAAAGACGAAUAUAGUUUUUCCAUCGAGAAAAAUAAUGUCAAUAAGCCUUGUAUAUCCAAAGAAAAUCUAUACAGUGUUAAUCGAAAUAAUUUUGGUUGUAAUAAGGACACAUUUAACUCAAAAUCUAAUAUUGUUACUUGUAAUAAUAUUCAAGAAAUUAUAAAUGAUUCUGAAAAAUCUAAAUUAUGUACACAAGGAGUAGAAAAACCCGGUGGACAAAAUGAACAAGAUCUACAACAUUUCCAGCUGAAUUUAGAUAAAGAUAUAAUAAAUACACCAAAAGCCGAUUAUGGAAAUGAAAAUCAGGCUGCAAUUAAAGAACCCGAGGAAAACCAAUCCCAUGAAACUACACAAGAAACUACACAUACUGUGAAAAGUCUGAAAACUUACAUAAGAAAAAAUAAUAUAGUCAAACAUAUACUACAAGUAGAUUGUGCAAAUAGAACUAAUUUAAGUAAAAAUAUAUCUGAAACCCUUGACAGUCAAAUUAACGAUGUUGCGGUGGAUGCUGUCUGCAAGAGUGAAGUAUAUUGUUUGUGUAGUGAUUUUGGCCAGCUAACACAUUAUGAUGAAGACAGUUUUUAUGAACAUAUACACUUUUGGCGACAUAAGAAUGUUGCAUGUGACCAUGAUGAAAUUUUUAGCCUGUAUGACGAUAGUGAAAUCGCCAAUACAAGUGGCGACAAUGAAAUGCCAGUAGAAAAUAUGAAUGAUAUUCCCGAAGAAAGGUCUCAUGCGAUUUGCUGGAAUGAAAUUUAUGACAAUGACAAAGUAUUCGAUAAAUCUAAAAUGGAUGAUGAAAAUCAAAACAGCAGUGAUGUAGAAAUGGUUGAAGCCAAUGAUAAUUGUCAUAAUAAUAAUUAUGUUGAGAAGAUAAUUGAGAGUAUGAAGUCUGAUUGGAGUUCAUCAAAUUCUUCUUUUACGCAUCAAUCACUAGGGGUGAAUGAAGAGACAAUAAAAGAGGCGCACGAAAUUGAGGGUGCAAAUAAACCUGAAGAUGUUAAAGAUAAAGAUGAAAAUAUUAAAACUAGGAAGAAACGAAGACGCAGUAUGCGUGUCCAUAAAGAUGAAGAUAGCUUUAUGGAUAAUAAUGAACCCUCAUCGAAAAAGGAGGUGAAGUGUGGUGUUUGUGAACAGGUUUUAGCUAAACGGGAAUGGGAAGAACAUUCAAGUGAAGAGCAUGGAUUCAUAGCUUGGAAAGCUGGCGACAGUUUCGACAUACAAGACAAAAAAAUAUUAAUGAAAAUAAAACAGAAAUUGAACGAUGACGGUAUUCUUCAUUGUGGUUUUUGUAAAUUUGUUUUCAAUAAUUGUGAUAACUUUAUAGCCCAUACAAAGAAAUGUAUGAAAAAUAAGGUACCGCAUAGCUCUCAUAGUACGAGUAACACCUUAAAUCUCGAAACAAUAACUGUGGGGCCAAGGAGCAAUAAAAUGCCGAAUGAUUUAGUGAAAUGUGGUGUUUGCCAACAUGAUGUCAAAGGUUCCGACUGGUUGGCACAUAUUUGCCAGCAACAUAAUUACAUAGCAUGGAAAAGUGGAAAAACUCCUUUGAAGGUGGAUAAUAAGGAUAAAAUUAUAAAACACUUGCGCAAAAUUAUAGUAAAACAUGGUGCAUUAGUUUGUCACAAAUGUAAAGGUAGUCGCCAUUAUGGAAUAAAUUCGAUAAAAAAAUAUUUGAAACACAUUAAAUUAUGUAAUGAAGUUAAGGGCAAGUUACCAAUUGAAGAAAAAACUGUGAUGUGUAGCGAUUCCUCUAUGAAUGUGGAUGAAACCAUUGACGCUGAAACCACUUUAAGUGCCCCAGUGACAGAGGAUGAAGCUAGUAAUACACUUGUGAAGUGUGGAGCUUCCCCUAAGGAAGUGGAAAUGAACACUAAGAGAACUUCAACAGCUCUAGUAAGACGUAAAUCGACAAGGGGCGGUGUUCAGAAGAAUGAUCAGAUGGUGGUUGAAGAAAAAUCGACGAAGAUUAAAGACUCUUCUAAGAAAAGGUCUGUGGAUGCUGAAAUUAAUAUAAACUCCCCAAUAACAGAAACCGCUGGCGACACACGUAAAAGAUCAAAUGUGGGUACUGAAAAUGCAACCUCGCCGAGUAAAAUUGAACUUAUGAAGUGCGGAGAUUCUUCUAAGAAAGUGUAUACAAAUAUUAGGAGAACUUCAUCUCCUUUAGUAAGGCGUAAAUCAACAAGGAGCUGUGACACCUCCAAGAAACAAGAUGCUAAAGAGCAUGCGCUAGUGGUUCAAGAAAAAGCGGUGAAAAUUAGUGACUCGCCUAUAAACACCGAUCCGGAUUCUAAAGCCGGUUCAAGCUACCCUGUGAGAGGAACUGCUGGCGAUUCUGGUAAGAAAUUGAACAUAAACACAGAUAUCACACGUAAAGAUACACUUCUUAAGAGUAGUGAUUCUCAUGAUAAAGUGAACACUAUAAACACGUCUACUCCUUUAGCAAGACGGAAAUCAUUACGGUGUAGUGACACUGCUGAGAACGACGAUCACACACGAGUGGUUAAAGAAAAGCAUAGUGAAUCAUCUAAUAAUGAAAACAAAAAUGAAAAAGUUGAUAACUGUAAAUUCAAUACUAAUACUGCACAUUCUUCAACUCCCCUAGUCAAAGAAACUCAAAAUAAAGAUAUUAAAAAUAAGAGAUCUGCAAUCUCUCCGGAAAAUAUGGAUAUUGAUAAAUCAUUAACCCCUAAAACAAAAGAAAAUACUGGGAAAUGCAGUGACGCUACUAAUAAAGUAAGUCUAGGCACUGAAAACAAUUUAACUGCUUUAACCAAUGUGAAAUGUGGUAUUUGUCAACAAGAAAUGGAAGAAGAUUUGUGGAUUGAUCAUAUACAGAAGGCACAUGAAUAUCUAGCUUGGAAAGAAGGCGAAAAUCCUUUGGAUCUAGAAGAUAAAGACCAAAUCUGGCAGCAUUUGCAUUUAAUUUCCAAGAAAGUUGGUGGACUUGUGUGUGCCAAAUGUGGCCUCAGUCGAAAGUACGUCAAAGCGUACCUUAGCCACAUAAAGCGAUGCGACGGAGUGGAAAAUUCUUCCGAGGCGAAUUCCUUUAAUAAAAUUGACAUUGAUGUUACAAUACCCUUUGUCAAAGACGAAAACAUGAAUAGUAACGAUUCUUAUCAGAAAGUGGAUAAAGAUACCACUGUAACUGAUGAAAUCAAAAAUGUUAUUGUGAAGUGCGGUGUUUGUAAACAAGAAGUGGAAGAUAUUCUAUGGAUUAGUCAUAUACAGACGGCUCAUAAUUACCUGGCAUGGAAAGAAGAAGAGAGUCAUGUGAAUUUUGAAGAUGAAACUCAAUUAUGGCAACAUUUGCAUUUGAUUUCAAAGAAAAUUGGUGGGCUUGUUUGUUCCAAAUGUGGCCUCAAUCGCAAAUAUGUCAAAGCAUAUCUUAACCAUAUCAAUCAAUGCGAUGGAACAGUGGACAUGAACACUUCUAUCGAAGCGGAUUCUUCGAUGAAUGUAAAUACUGAGCACAUAGUAGAGAGCAGUGACUCUGCCAAGAGAGUGGCCGAGGAUAUGGUAACUACUUCAACUUCUGAAACUGAAGAAUCUAUUGUAAAGUGUGGUGUUUGUAAACAAGAUGUGGAAAACAAAUCAUGGUACAACCAUAUGCAGACUGAACAUAAUUACCUGGCAUGGAAAGAAGGAGAUGAUGCUGUGGAUCUAGAAGAUAAAGACCAAAUCUGGCAGCAUUUGAAUUUACUUUCAAAGAAAAUUGGUGGACUUGUGUGUGCCAAAUGUGGCUUCCAUCGCAAAUAUGUUAAGGCUUACCUUAGCCAUAUAAAUCAAUGCGAAAAGACGGACACUUCUAUGAACGUGACCAUGGAUGACCCAAGUUUGGACGUUGCCAACGCAUCUUCAGCUCAAGGCAUCAAUGUUAAGUGCGGUGUUUGUCAACAUGAAAUGGAAGACAAUCUAUGGAACGAUCAUAUGCAGAAGGCUCAUAAUUACCUAGCAUGGAAAGAAGGGGAAAAUACUUUGGAUGUUGAAAACAAAGAACAAGUGUGGCAACAUUUGAACAUUGUUUCAAAGCAAUUAGACGGGCUUGUUUGUUCCAAAUGUGGGCUUCUCCGCAAAUAUGUCAAGGCCUACUUUGCCCACAUAAACCGAUGCGAUGGGACGGCUCCCAAUAAUGAUUCUUUAAAUUCGAGUUCAAUGGACACGAGUUGUGUAUCGGAAGUCAAUACGUCGUUUUCGAAAAAUGUUACAAUGGGCGGCAAAGUAAAAUGUGGAGUAUGCUCUAUAACCUGUGAUAACAUGAAAUGGAUAAAGCACAUCCAAACAAAACACAAUUAUUUAGCGUGGAAAAAGGGAGAAGCGAUGUUGGACUUACAGGACCCGGAAGAAAUUGAAAAUCAUCUGCGUAAUAUUAUUAAAGAUCACGGCUCUUUAUAUUGUCACAUUUGUGGCACAGAUCGGAAAUAUUCUGCUAAAGCAAUAACUGAAUAUUUAAAACACAUUGAAACCUGCAGCAAAGAUAUGAGUUCAGAAAUAGACGAGAAAAAACCAAUUAGAUCAGUGCUUCCUUCCAAAAAUGACGAGUUUAAAUGUGGUGUUUGCGAAGAAAUCGUUAAAGCCAAUGAUUGGAUAAAACACAUACAUAAACAUAAUUAUUUUGCCUGGAAACAUGGAGAGACUCCUUUGGAAUUUGAGGACACGGAGAACGUAAAGUUACACUAUUUGAAACUUUCAAGACAAGUGGAAGGGUUCGUAUGCUGCAAUUGCGGAUUCAGGAAGAAAUAUCCUAAGCUGUUCAUUGACCACAUUGCGGCCUGCUCUGAAACCACUGGCGGUCCGGUGUUAACGCCAGUCUCUACAGUUGAAGGCGUGGUGGAAUGUGCCCGUUGCUCGGAAAAAAUGGACCCAAAAAAAUGGAGGCGACAUUGCAUGGACGAACAUUAUAAUUUAGCUUGGAAAGUUGGCGACUUUCCUAUCAACCUCAAACUACCCUAUACCGUUGAAAAGUAUUUGAAGGAGUACCAGCAGGCAAAGGGUUCGUUAGUUUGCAAAAUUUGUGGUAUAAGCAGAGCGUCACCUGUUGGAUUCUACGCGCAUAUUAUUGCCUGUGGCAAAAGUGAAGAGGAGCUAGAAGAGUUUCAAAAUGUUUGCGAGAUUUGCAAUAAUAAAUAUUUGUGCAUAUACAAAAGUCAACAUAUGACCAGUCACAGGGAACAAGAAUAUGCUAAAGAACGUAAAAUAAGAAAGCUUGAGAAAAUUAAGGAAGAAAAUGAAAGAAACUCUACGACGGACUUAGAUAUGACGGGUGAUGAUGAAUACCCCACGGGCCGACGAAAAGCUGCAGUCAAGGCAAGGGACGUUAUUGGGCAAUUGAAAGCAGAUGACGAUAACAAUACGUGUGCCCAGUGUGGGUUUGCGGCCAGUACCGCGAAAAAGCUUGCCCGUCACAAGUGCACCGACAUCUUUGAAGGUGGCUCUGCUUCAGAAGAGUCGAACGACUCCGAUAUCGAUGCCGAGGUAUCAGAGCAUGAUGAUGACGACGAGUGCACAAAAAGGAAACGCCACAAGGAAGCCCUUGUGCCAGCGAAAGUACCUAACCUGCCUUUCAAGUACAACAAAGUAAAUUCGUUUAGGGAUCAAAUUGCAGAAGAUUUCUUCAAGAUACAUUAUACAGACGAAAUACUUUUUCCCGAAUGGCGAAACUGUAAUUAUGAAUACUUGGAUGAUAGUCGAGUAUCAGAUUAUUUACCGAAAAUGGAAUCGUCUUGUCAAAUCAAAUUGAAUGAUAAAUGGGACACGUUUACCAGAUUCCAAGUGAAACAAUUUUCGAACGGUGGUUUAAGUAUAUUUGUGGGUGGCACUGUCAGGUGCUUGUCUUGGAUUCCCGCGCGAGUGGGCGAGGACAACCAAAGAAAUUAUUUGGCUGUAUCGUGUCACAUGGAUUCAGAUGCCCCUCGAUUAAACUUUGACGAGUUGUCGACUCACACAGGAGUUAUACAGAUUUGGGAUUUUGGCACUACGGCCAAAGAAAUCCCAAAAUUAGUGGUUGGUUUAGCGCAUGACCACGGCACAGUGUGGGCAAUGGACUGGUGUCCGUCGGGCGCGAGGGACUCCGACGAGAGUGCCGACAACGCCGACAUUUCCAGGAUUGGCCUCCUUGCUGUGGCUUGUUCUAACGGCCUGGUCUACAUAUAUUCCGUCCCUAAUCCUUCGUCAAAAACAGAGCCGGAUAAAAUGUUAUGUACUCUGAAACCCGUUGCGGAACUCAGGAUAGCAAUGGGUCAAGAAAGGAAGCGUUACCAAGCUACGGCUAUUAACUGGUCCAAGCAAAAAGAUCACGGGAUUAUUAUGGUCGGAUAUUCGGAUGGGACUACAGCGUUAUAUGAUUUGAAAACUACCUCGCCUCUGCUGAAAGCCACUGAAAAUGACGUCACCAUCUUUUAUCCCUACCUCGACAGACGAGAUCACAACGUUUGCAUAACAGCCGUGGACAUAUACCCGAGUGCGGACGCUUCGCGCGGCUCGCACGUGGGCGGCGCGUGCAGCGCGUCCAUGGCGGCCGUCAGCGCGCGCCUGCGGCCGCCCGCCGCGCGCCUCGAGAGCCGCCACCCCGCCACCGCCGCUGCCUUCCUGCCCGGCUGGCCCGCCGUGCUGUUCGCCGCCGAGGACACCAUCGCGAGCCAGGCGGUGAACGAGCUGGACUGGUACGGGUGCGCGCGGCGCGUGGGCGCGGUGCGCGCGCUGGCGGGCUGCGCGCGCUGCGGCCGCGUGCUGCUGUUCGCGCCGCCGCUGCUGCGCUUCGUCGACGCGCUGCCGCCCUACACCGACGUCAGGAAGCAGACAGUGGCAAUUAUAAAAGCGUCGCCACUCGGCAAGAAGCGGAAGCGCGGGAACGACGAGCUGGCCAUGCUGGUGGAGCCGCUCACUUACGAGGACGUCGUGCAGCAGUACGGCGUAGAAGUCAAGCUGCUCCAUACUCACGAAAGGAGCGCGUCCAUGGCGAACAUGAGAGAGUCGUUCACGGAACGGUUCCCACUCGCUGACGUGACGGCGAUCGCCUUCUGCGCGGACGAAGCGCGUCACCGUGUCGCUGCCGUCGGCUUGCACGCCGGCUUCAUACUCAUCCUGUCGGUGUGAGCUGCACAUUAUUUUCAACUAUUUUGAACUGUAUACACAAGGAAUAAGAUACAAAAUAUUUUUGUUUGUCCAGUACUGAAAUUUUACAAGUUAACAUUAAUUUUAAGGCCGGCUAAAGACUGAAAAAAGCUCAGUCAUAAGUUCUCCUCUUGGUUUGCAACCGGCUUCGUGGCUUCUAUUGUAAACCAAAACGCAAAUUCAACGCUGCAGCUGAUGAAGCUUUUUGUGUAUGCGCUAAAAUCAGAGCAUAAGGACCAUGUUACACAAAACAUUGCAUGACAUCUUGCACAAGUCUGGAUCCGGCUUUACUGUGAUAAACAAGGAUUUAAUCCCGGAGUCUUGGAUGUUUUUGAUACGGAUAGUAUAAACAUAUAUUAUGUGGGUUAUGUGUGUAUCUAUUUAAGUAAGUUGAACCGUUAUUUAGACGCCAUAGUAUAAACUUUAAUUAAUCUGGGGAUAGGUAAUAAGUGUGUUAGAUGGGAAUAUAACAUAUUAUUAUUAUUUUGUAUUUUUUCUAUGGGUUUAUGGUCCAGAGGUAGGCCUUUUCAACGGGUUUGUGAUCUAUUAUUAUCAGAUCCAACACAAAGAGGCCAUUUCGUGAUAAGUUGAUAAACACUUUAUUUAUACUAUAUACGCGAAUACUAUCUCUGCCUGCACUAUUGAAGAGAUAAAGCCAAAGACAACACCUUAAGUGCAAGACUACUAUUAGUAAUAAGACUUAUAUCUAUUACUUGAUUAUGUAACUUUUCUAGAUUAUUAAGGCCCGAAGGCCGUUUGUGAAGCAUAGACGUUGACCGAGCAAAAUUACGAAUACCAUGUUUGAACGGGGCGUUGUUCUAAGAUCGUAAUCACGAGUAUUUAUCUAUAUUUGUAUGAGACCACGAAGAAGCCCGCGGUUAAAUCAACUUGACUGGGUUGUAGAAACUUAACAGACAAGGAUUGUGAAACAGAGCUUAGAAGAGCAGAUCGGUAUUACUGAGUGUGCUUUGACCUUUUGCUUGACGCGCCAGUGUGCGUGUAAACCUCAAAAUUUAUCAAAUUAUUAUCGUUAGGUAUAUUUUAUACACGUUGAUAUAAAUCAUGUAUUUACAUGAAAGGGUCUUAUCAUGGAAUGAUGACCAAUAUUGUAAUUUAUUAAUAUUUUAUGUGGGAUAGAAUAGGAAAUAUUACUACUGAGUAUACAGUUUAAGGAAAUUCACAUUUACCUUAACUAGUACUUUCUUGUAUAAUUUUUUUUAUAAGUACACUAGCAACAUUAUUAUUUUUUUGGAUGUGAAAAAAUCAUUUUAUUAUUUUUAUAGUCUCAAAAUCUGUUUUUGUACAUCACGCUCUUACAAUUAGUUGUUUACUUGCCAUAGAGGUUAUUAUUUUAUUUGUGUAAAUUAUGUAUUUAGUAAAAUUUCGAAGAUAACAAUAUAAUUAAUUGUAUAUUACGACACGAUCGUUGAUAAUAUUUGGUUGUUAAUAUUUGAUUUUAGCCAUCAUUUUGCGUAUUUUUCUAUUGUUUUGUCUAUUGUGAUUGAAAUUCAUGUCAAAUAAAUAACGCCGAUUAAAGAAAUUUUACUAAAUAUUUUUUAUGUGAAAAGUCUAAAGUGUCAAUAUGCCACGAAAAAGGGCUCAAAUGCGAGAUUGUAAUAAAACUUUAAAUUAUUGUGUCUACUCGUAUGCCACAUUGCCACAUUGUGUAUUAAAAUUAAUUUAACUCUAUACGUGAUUAUGGUAUAUAAUUUGUAUAAAUGUUGUAAUAAAUGUUUAUAUAAUUGGAGUAGCGGAAAAUAAAAAGGUAAGUGUGUAUAAUAAACUAAAAUAACGAUUAUUUAUUCUUAGA